This is a messenger RNA of Neurospora hispaniola, 495 nucleotides long. RefSeq lists its product as uncharacterized. The transcript has 2 exons. NCBI's taxonomy places the organism in Eukaryota, Fungi, Ascomycota, Sordariomycetes, Sordariales, Sordariaceae. The record is from RefSeq and is a predicted model, not a curated record. The annotation marks the transcript as partial.
GGACCGUUACAGUUCCCGAAGGCGCGGACGUGGUUUCUCUCCACGGUCGGUCUUUGUUCCAGCCCGCUCAUCUUUAAAGCCUUUCAGCCAGCCUGGCGCAUGCCUGGCUUCCUGUAUGGUUCUCUUGCCGAGUUGUUUCCCAGUGGACAAAGACUCGACAAUAGUCCCCUUGUUGGCAAGGCCAACUCAGAUUCGUCGAACCCCCAGAAGUAUUACUCGAUGCCCCUCAAAAAGAUUACCAAACCCACAGUAACCGAAGGACUCAUCCACGGCUUCGACCAAGCACGACUGGACCGCCUAACUGCCUCCAUGCAGCCUCUCCUGACGAGAAAUGCCACGGACGAGGAACUCGAAGCUUUGCUGAAGGAGGCUAAGGACUGUCUGAAGGCCACUACAGGCGGGAAAACCAAGAGGUUCCAGGGGUGGUGGGCAAGGAACACCAAGACCACGAAGAUGGUAAAGACUGUGAACAAUACAGGGAUCGAUGAGGUAUAG